Messenger RNA from Manihot esculenta (cassava), 1845 nucleotides. RefSeq names its product aldehyde oxidase GLOX1. NCBI's taxonomy places the organism in Eukaryota, Viridiplantae, Streptophyta, Magnoliopsida, Malpighiales, Euphorbiaceae. The transcript is spliced from 3 exons. The record is from RefSeq and is a predicted model, not a curated record. The coding region runs from base 1 to 1845 and encodes 614 amino acids.
AUGGCAAUUACAAUAAAAUCUCUGCUUUUUCUUCUUCCUUUGUUUUUCGUUUCUGGUUUUGCUCAUCUUGGUGAGCCUAUUUGGCAAGAACCAAACGCCUACCAGGUCUUCAACGAAGAACAUAUUCUAGGGCCUCAUGAAUUGUUUGGAAACCCAUUUGGAAACCCUGAUGAUUUUAAGAAAAAAAUCCCAGAUGAUGUUGGGACACCCAUCAACAAAGGUGAUGAUGUUGCUCCCACAAAGAAGCCAAAACGUUCUCCUGAUGCUCCAUGGGUAGCCCUUGGAUACAAAGGAUCAUGGGAGCUGGUUUCUCAGAAUUCUGGUGUCUCAGCCAUGCAUUCAAUUUUGCUUCCUAAAAUUAAUAAGGUGUUGAUGUACGAUGCCACCAUUUGGAAGAUUUCAAAACUCCCAUUACCUAAAGGACAUUGCCGUAUUCUUAACAAAACCACUGGUGAAAAAGAUUGCUGGUGCCAUUCUGUGUUGUUUGAUAUUAACGAUGCAAAACUUACCCCUCUUGAGCUCAACACAGAUACAUGGUGCUCAUCAGGAGGUCUCGAAAUUGAUGGCAGCUUUGUGAGUACUGGUGGGUACCAAGGUGGUGCAAAUACUGUUAGAUACUUGGGAUUGUGCGAUGGCUGCACUUGGAGAGAGUACCCAACGGCUCUUGCUGAUCGUAGAUGGUACUCAACACAAGCACAAUUGCCAGACGGUGGAUUUAUCGUGGUUGGCGGCCGUGACGCCUUCAGCUAUGAGUACAUUCCGGCGGAAGGGAAGUCCAAUGCCAAACCCUUCUUGUUCGAUUUCCUCCGGCAAACCAGCGAUCCAGAGGAGAAUAAUUUGUACCCGUUUGUCUAUCUUUCCCCUGAUGGAAAUGUCUUCAUCUUCGCCAAUAGUCGUUCUGUGCUUCUCAAUCCCAAGUCUAACAAGAUUGUUCGUGAGUUACCUGUCCUCGCCGGUGGCUGCAGGAAUUACCCCGCUUCUGGAAUGUCCGCUCUUCUCCCAAUAAAACUUCACGCCCAGAAUCAAGAGACGGUCCAAGCAGAAGUGUUGGUUUGUGGCGGUUCAGCACAUAAAGAUUCAUACUCAAAAGCUGAAAGAGGAAUAUUUUACACAGCUCUUCAAGACUGCGCAAGAAUUAAAAUCACAGCUAAAAAUCCAGUUUGGAAGAGAGAGCUCAUGCCAACACCUCGUAUCAUGGGCGACACGAUGAUUCUUCCUUCAGGCGACGUCCUCAUACUCAACGGUGCUCAAAGAGGAGCUUCAGGCUGGGGGUUCGCCAGAGAACCAAAUUUCGCCCCAGUCUUAUAUAACCCACGAGCCACAAGAGGCGAAAGGUUCACUGAGCUCGCACCAUCCACCAUUCCAAGAAUGUAUCAUUCAUCCUCAGCGGUUAUGCCAGAUGGGAAAGUUUUGGUGGGUGGAAGCAACACAAACAAUGGCUACAUCUACAACGCAAUGUAUCCAACUGAGCUGAGAAUCGAGAAAUUUUCUCCACCCUACUUGAACGCUGGCCUGGCAGAGAAGAGACCUGAGAUUAUAAAAACUGCUGAAAUGAUUAGCUAUGGCGGUCCCAUAGAACUGGAGAUUAAGUUAGCUGGAGUCCAUGUGCAGCAGCAAGAUGUGAGGGUGACAAUGUAUGCUCCUGCUUUUACUACUCAUGGAGUUUCGAUGAAUCAAAGGCUCCUUGAUUUGGGAAUAAAAGAGGUUCAGAGUGAUGGCAAUGAAAGCCAUAAGGUUGUGGCCCAAGCUCCACCAAGCGGCCUCGUUGCUCCGCCUGGAUAUUAUAUGCUUUCUGCUGUUCAUCAAGGUAUCCCCAGCGUUUCCAAGUGGGUGCAGAUCAAGUGA